Molecule: messenger RNA, 6060 nt
Organism: Cyprinodon variegatus (sheepshead minnow)
Lineage: Eukaryota; Metazoa; Chordata; Actinopteri; Cyprinodontiformes; Cyprinodontidae
Product: complement C4-B-like
Exons: 41
Coding region: 42-5105 (1687 amino acids)
Biological process (GO): complement activation
Cellular component (GO): extracellular region
Molecular function (GO): endopeptidase inhibitor activity; protein binding
Source: RefSeq, a predicted model, not a curated record
GGGCAGCAGACAAACAAAGGGAGAGUAGCAGAGACAGCAAAAUGAAGUGCUGUCUGGUUUUUGUGCUUCUUCUCAUCUCAGCUCUGAAGGAGACAUUGGGCGAAAGAGUCUUCAUCACAGCCCCAAAUGUCUUUCAUCUUGGUGUCAAAGAGAAGGUGCUUGUCCAGGUGGGAGGUCAAUACCUCAACAAACAUUUCGAUGUAUACCUGGAAAAUUUAAGGGGGAAUGUUAUCUCUGAAAGAAAAUCUGUAAUCUGUAGCGCAGAAAAUAUCCCAGCCACAGUUGAACUAUUGAUAGAGAGAGACAAAUGGUCAGAAAUCAAAGGAAGAAUUCCUUACCUCAAUCUUGUGGCGGAAAUCCCUAGUAAAAGUCAAAGGACAAUAACAAGGGUGCUGGUUUCAAAUCACAGGGGAUAUAUCUUCAUACAGACUGAUCAGCCAAUGUAUAACCCAACGCAGAAAGUGAAAUACAGGAUCUUCGCUCUUAAUCACAUGUUUAGGCCACAUGAGGAAACUGUCUACAUAUCUGUGUUUAAUGCUGCUGGAAACAGAUUGGUGAAGAAUCGAAAGAGGGUAACUGAAGGAAUUUUACAGGACCAUUUUGAUAUACCACAUUUAUCUGAAAUGGGCACUUUUAAGAUCACAGCACACUAUGAGGGCGAUGAAGCAAAUGCUGCUGUACGAGAGUUCAAAGUCCAAAGGUUUGUUUUACCGAGUUUUGAAGUGAGAAUUGAAACGGAGCAGCAUUACAUAUUAUUGGCUGAUCAACAGCUUGACUUCGCCAUUUCAGCAAUGUAUUCAUACGGUGAAGAAGUCAAAGGCGGUUACCACUGCCAGUUUGGUGUUAAGAAGAAUGGUGCACUGCAGAUUAUUAGAGGCUUGAAGCUGACUGGUUCGGUUCGAAAUGGAAGAGCAACAGCCACUCUUCAGUUAAAAGACAUAGAUUGGAAACAGCUGAACACAUCCCUGACUGAAUUACAGAAAAGUGGAUCUCAACUUUACAUAGGAGUGUUUGUCACCAACAUUCAAAGUGGCGAAGUGCAACAGGGAGAAAUUUACCUUCCCAUCUUUUCACAUAAAUACAACAUAGAUCUGUCUCGAACUCGCUCACAUUUUAUUCCUGGUGUUCCACUAGAUGUUGUGGUUGUUGUUCGUCACCCUGACGGCACCCCAGCAGUUCGUGUCCCAGUAAAUAUAUCUACAAGUGCAUCUAAACAGCAGUUUCAUCAAGGCACCACAGAUCAGGAUGGAGGAUUGUUUCAUACCUUUAAUAUUAUCUCAACCUCUGAGAUUACAGUUGAUGUUUCAACAGAUGGUCUUCAAAGGAGCAAACAUCUAACAGCCGUUUCAUCACCAGGAGGAAGUUACCUCUACAUAUCACUUACCAACAAGGUUUACAAUAUGGAUGAAACCUUUUCUGUAACGUUUAACACUAUCAAUGGACCAAGCAACGGAUACAUAUAUUAUCUGGUUUUGAGCCGCGGAAUGAUAAUACAAAGUGGUUCACUUCCCCAUCAUGGAAGCGAACCAAGGAGAAGCAUCAAACAUAAUUUGAGAAUAACAGCUAAUAUGGUUCCAGCCUUCCGCCUAAUUGGCUACUAUCACAGCAAAAAUGACGACAUCAUAGCAGACUCUGUGUGGGUCGAUGUCAGGGAUGAAUGUGAGAUAAAGGUCACGGUUCAACACAAAGGACAGGCUAGGCCAGGAAUACAAACUGAACUGGAAUUGGAUUUACAUAGGCAGACAGCUACAGUGGCUUUGCUGGCUGUGGAUAAGGCUUUCUAUGGUCUCAAAGCUGAUAAUAAAUUGACACCCAAACAGGUAUUUUCUACAAUGGCCUCAUAUGACCUCGGCUGUGCAUACAGUGGAGGAUCUGACCCAGAAGCAGUGCUCCUAGAUGCGGGCCUUGCUUUUGCUUCUCAGUCUGUGCAAAAAUGGAGGACAAGUAUAACGUGUGAGUCACAAAAUGUGAGACCAAGGCGUUCAGUGGACCUCAAUGAGGAAAAAAUUAAAUUGAAAUUAGAGUUUCAAGAUGCUGACCUCCAAAUCUGUUGUACUCAUGCAUUUUCUCGUAUCCCAAUGAGAGAAAGUACAUGUCGAAAAAGAUCAGACAGGGUCCGUCUGGUGAAAGGAAAUCAGACAUGUGCGGAUGCUUUCCUAAAGUGCUGCCUUGCAGCAGAGAAACUGAGACAGAGAAAGAUGAUAGAGGAUUCUCAGAGCCAACUUGGAAGAACUGCAAUUACCGAUCUAAUGGAGGAUUAUUUUUUCAGAACUGAGAAAAUGAGAAAAUUUUUUCCUCCAAGCUUUGAGUUUAAGCAUUUUUUGGUAAAUGACAAAAAAAGGCAUAAUUUAUUCCUCCCUGACUCCAUCACCACUUGGGAAAUUCAAGUUAUCACACUAUCUCCAGAAACAGGUCUGUGUGUAGUUAAGCCACUUGAGAUCAGAGCAUUUAAGGAGACAUUUGUGUCGCUGAGGCUGCCGUACUCAGUGAAAAAGUUUGAGCAACUCUCAAUUUCGCCUGUUAUCUACAACUACGGUGAAAGAAACUUAACGUUGGCAGUACAUAUGGAACAAGUUGAAGGACUUUGCUCUCCUGCUUCCACCACCACCAACUCCUACACUGAAAUCACUGUUAAGAAGCACUCUUCCCAGCUGGUGUCCUUUUCAGUUGUCCCCAUAAAAACUGGUCCAUUACCAAUUAAAAUCCGCCUGUAUGAUAUUGAACAUGACAAUGGAAUAGAUCAGCUACAAAAAACCUUAAAAGUACAGACUGAAGGACAGUUGGAGACAGAGGAAACAACGACUAUGAUCAAAUUGGAUGGACGGAGUUCAAAAAUUAUAUAUAUUGAUGGAGCUUUACCAGACGGCACAGUACCUGACUCGGGCUCAAAUAUAUUAAUUUCUAUGCAAGAUAACAGCUUUGGUGGUUCAUAUGUGAGGAAUCUUCUUUCUCCAGAGAAAGUUUCAAAACUCAUUGUACUACCGUAUGGCUGUUUAGAACAAACGAUGAAGAGAUUAGCGCCAACAACUUUAGCUUUGCGCUACCUUGAAAUGAGUGAGCAGUGGUUCACUAUAAAACCUAGUGCUCGAGAUGAGGCUUUUGAUCACCUUGAACGUGGCUACCUAAGAAUUACAGAAUUUGAGAAACCCAAUGGAUCCUAUGGAGCAUGGAAUUCAGAUCCAACAAGUAACUGGGUAACUGCUCUUGUUGUAAAGAUUCUGUCACUGAUCGCGGAGCUUCAAACAUAUGAUCAUGGAGUGAAAGGACGAGAACUCAACGUUAUACCACUACAAAAGAUAAACCAACCUGUCAGUUACUUGCUGUCAGUACAACAGCAUGAUGGCUCAUUCAGAGACCCAAAUCCUGUGUUACACAGAGGUGUCCUGACAGGAAAAGACGAAGAUGCAUCCAUGACCGCUUUCAUAACUCUUGCACUCAACCGCUCCCGUCAAUUUCUUACAACAGAAAAUCUAAAUAAAGUGGAGACAAGCAUCUCAAAGGCAACAGCUUAUCUCCAGUCCCAAAUUGAAGAGCUGAGCCAUACCUACGCAGUGGCUAUUACAGCUUAUUGCCUAUCAGAGGGGAAUGAUCGAUUACGUGCAUGGAAGAAACUUCAAUCGAUGGCCAAAAUAGAUAAGACGAAUUGCUCCUACUGGACAAACACGGGCAUUCUUGAUGCAAUCACUGUAGAGACAACAGCCUACGCUCUACUAGCUGCUGUAAAAAUCGGUGAGAGGAGUUGGGCAGACAAAAUAGCCUGCUGGUUAGUCAGGCAAGAAAACUAUUAUGGAGGCUAUCGAUCUACUCAGGAUACCAUUAUGGCAUUGGAAGCCCUGUCAGAAUAUGAGCUUGCAAGGCCUCCUUUUUCCAUCAUAAAUGUAACAGCUGAGUUCAGAAUCCAAGGGAAGAGUGACAGGGUUAAACUUACACUGGCAGAAAGAAAUGAGACAGUGGAAACAGACCUAGAGAAACUUUCUGGGAAUAACAUUACAGUAGAGCUGACAGGAAAAGGAAAGAUCAAGCUAAAAAGUUUAAAAACUUUCUAUCUCCUGGACCCUGAGGAUGGUUGUUCCAAACUUAAAAUCACUGUCAAAGUGGAGGGGAAAGUGGAGUACACUGCGAAGAUAACAGAAAAUUAUGACUACUAUGAGGACUAUGAUGAUGCUGAGGAAAAGCAGACUCGAGUAGCACGGUCGACGAUUGAGCAUUUUGAUGCUCUGGCACGAAGCAGGAGGGAUCUUAAAAAUGACAUAAAUUCAGAUAGUAUAAUUUAUACUGUCUGUGUCAGCUAUAGCCCAAACAGCCCUCUCACCGGAAUGGGUAUCGCAGAUAUCACAUUACUUAGUGGAUUUGAGGUGGAAGAGGAGGACCUGAUAAGGCUUAAACAGCCACCUGAGCUGUACAUUAGCCAUUAUGAGAUAUCCUCUGGACGGGUGGUGCUAUACUUUAAUAAGCUUUAUGAAACCAAGGAAUGUCUGACUUUCACUGCUAAUCAGAAAGUGCCAGUUGGCCUUUUGCAGCCUGCUCCAGCUGUAUUCUAUGAUUACUAUGAACCAGGUGUGAAGUGCACUGUGUUCUACUCACUCCCACGAAGGAGCCAGUUGGUCUCUAAGCUGUGCUCAGAAGAUGUUUGCCAGUGUGCAGAAAGACCCUGUCAUAAAGUACAGGAGACCUUUAAAUUAGGCAGAAAAAUCACAAAGAACAAACGCAUGAAUCACGCCUGCUUCUCCCCCACAGUGGAUUACGCUUACAUUGUGGAAGUCCAGGACGUUUCUUUUAAGAGCAACUUUGCACUGUACAAAGUCAAAAUCACUGAGGUCCUCAGAACUUAUGAUGACCUGCAUGUGAGGACAGACAGUGUUCGAGUGUUUGCCAAAAGGCUUCAUUGCAAGGAGGGGUUAGAGCUUAAAAUGCAGUAUCUGAUAAUGGGCAAAGAUGGUGCCACUAAAGACUCAGAUGGAAACAUGCAGUAUUUGUUGGAAUCAAACACCUGGGUGGAAAGGAAGCCGCUAGAUGUGGAGUGUAAAAAAUCUGGGAACAUCCGUACUUGUAAUGAGUUCAAUACAUUCAUUGACGAGUACAAAACUUUUGGCUGCAGACAGUAAAUCUCAGUCGCAAAUCUGUUAAACUUUUUGCAAUUUAAACAUUGCAGUUGAUGGAUUUUAUUUUUUUGUCUUAUUGAUAAAUUUUCUUUGAGGCAUAAAAAAAUGAUAUUAUCAUAGUAGUCUAUCAGGAAAAAACAAGGAUAAUCCAAACAUAAUCAAAUAACUCCCUUUGCCUAACAACAACUUUAUCAUUUUCAGUAAACAUAUUCUUUCUUUUUUUUAUUUUGCAGUUAAAAUACACUUUACUGCAAUUUAAACUGCUCAAAGUUGUGUUUAAAAAAUCCUUUUGUGUUGAUAAUUUCUUGUACUUCCACUCAUCAUUGUUCUGCUGCUUAUCAGUGUUGAUAAUAAUUAUGAUAAUAAUUUUGGCAGUUAAUGCAGCUGUCACCACAUUCUUGGGCAUGCAGUUGGUCAAAAACCUGCUGCUCACUGCAAUGAAAACAAGUGGGAGAAGAUCAAGACAUUAAAAUGCAUAAUUAUAAAAGGGUUUUCAUGUUUUUUGGGUUUUCAUUUCUGAAGUGAUCAAGUGAUCUUUAUUGUUAUGAAAGAUGCUUGUAAAUAAAAUAAGAACAGCAAGCCUACAGUGAUGCAAGGUAAUUGCCUUUAUUAAUACAAUCUUAGGAAGCCCAUUGAUAAUAAAAAGCUGAUUUUAAAUCCAUCCAUCAAUUAUUUUAAUUGUUAUGGGUUUCAUUGUGCUAAUAUAUCCAUUACAAAAAUAAUAAAAAAUAAAUAAAUAAAUAUUCAUCGAUCUCGUAUUGGAGAAAUUUAACUUUGCAUUUAUCCCAUCCCUGUGGGCUGUCAUUUUUAGCACCCAUGGAUCAGUGUGGGUUUAAGGGUCUUGCUCAGAGACCCAGAGAGGCAGCCUUGGGGAGUGAGACUCGAACUCAGAACCUCAGGUUUCCAAGCUCUGUGCCCUAAUCAAUAGGCCGCCACUCCCCCUCACAUAUUAUUAUAU